AUGGCGGCAUCCUGGGUCGACCUCCAUCAAGAUCUCCUAGACCUUGUCGUCGCCAACCUCCUUGACCCAGGCGACCGUGCCCGCGCCCGCGCCGUGUGCCGUUCAUGGCACGCCGCCGUGCGACGCCAUGGCCCCCAGGCGGCCCAGCUACCAUGGAUCGUCUUCCCUGAUGGCGAAUUCAUAACUCCGACCAAUGGCAGCAGAUGGGAAUGCCCCGGCUCUAUCCCUGACAAUGCGCGAUGCCGUGGCUCCGCCGACGAGUGGCUACUCCUUGGCAUCUACGAGCAGAACCUCAUCUACAUACCGGAAGACGAAGUAGAAUCUUAUUGCUUCAACAACUAUGUCUUGCACAAUAUUUUCCCCCUCGAGUAUGUGCCUCUCACCGAGCUUGACGCGGUCCUUCACCGUGCCUACCACGUCCUCAAGUUUCGAAUGCGGUCCACCGCCCGUGACUUCAUCGCCGUCACCACCACCAACGAGAAUCAUCCUCUCAUCGUAAUUCUACCAGGAAAGGGUGUGUGGCUGCCAGAACCACGAGCAGAACCAUAUAUCUAUAUCGUUGACAUUGCCUUUUCUGGAGACAAACUCUAUGGCAUCACAAAGGCCGGGGACCUCAUCCCCUUUGAUCUAGGGUUGGACGAGGAUGGGAGGCCCAUGGUUACCAUUGGAAGGCGUGUGAUUCGGCAACCACUCGAUUACAUGGAUUAUGAUUGGUGGCCUCCGUCUGAUUCAGAUGACGAUGAUAGAGACAUUGAUGAUGAUGACGACUACGAUGAUGUUGUGGGGGAGGAGGAAGGUGACGUAGCCAUUGAUGAGGACAAUGAGGAAGAGGAGAAGAUGGAGGCGACGAUGGAUGUGAAAACUGCGGGUGAUAAUGGGGUCGUCGAUUUUGAUCAAGACUGGACAACAAUGGCAAAUGAUAAUGACGAUGGUGAAAAGGACCACAAUUAUCUGAAUUCCACAUAUUACAAUGGCAAUAAAGAAAUCACUAGCUGGCACCUAGUCCAGUCAUGGGGGGAGUUGUUCAUGGUGAAGACACGCACGAGUAUGCUUCCAGAUUAUACCAUGUCCACUCGCCAGGUUGAUGUUUUUAUGGCGGAUGUUAACACAUGCAAAUGGAUACCAAUGGCUAAUGGCCUUGGAGGUAGUCAAACACUCUUCAUCAGCCCAGACUACUCCAAGUUUGUUUAUGCACCUUGUGGAGAUGUCGAAGAGGAUGCCAUUUAUCUUCUCGAGUCAGGCGAGGUCUUCAAUACGAAGACUCACAAUGCUAGCCCGACAAGAUUUCGUGAGCGUUGCUACUUCGGAGAAGAUGGAAUGUGGCUCUUCCCCCCGGAAUUGGUGCUUUAA
This is a messenger RNA of Triticum turgidum subsp. durum (durum wheat), 1350 nucleotides long. NCBI's taxonomy places the organism in Eukaryota, Viridiplantae, Streptophyta, Magnoliopsida, Poales, Poaceae. The record is from the annotation of a GenBank genome assembly.